UAAAUCAAUUACACAUAUCCUCAAAAUAAUAGUCGCAUAUAUUAGUGAGAAAUUGUGAGCUUCUUAAUCGAAUUUUAACAGAAAUGAAUUAUUUAGAUUUCAAGAGAUCUAACAAAAGUUUAUUAAUUGAUUUCGUGGAUGGUAAAAAGUAUAAAUGUUUAAAAAAAAUUAAAAGUGGGGGUUUUGGGGAAGUUUUCUUGGCACUAAAUAACCAAACUGAUGAGCCGGUAGCGAUUAAAAUAGAAAAUGGAAAAAAUCGUCACUUAAUGCUCGAAAAAGAAUUCAACCUUUAUCGUAAAUUGAGCGGUGGCAUUGGAUUUCCAAAAAUACUCUAUUUCGGUAAGGAAAAAAUUUAUAAUGUGUUAGUAAUGGACUUGUUGGGUCCCUCACUGGAAGAGUUGUUUAAUUUUUGUGAAAGAAAAUUUUCUUUGAAAACUAUACUUAUGAUUGGCAUUCAAUUAAUAGAUCGUAUUAAAUUUCUACAUUCCAAAAAUUAUAUACACCAGGACAUCAAGUCUGAUAACAUAUUAAUUGGACGUGAUGACAAAUCUACAUUAAUAUAUUUAGUAGAUUUUGGAUUAUGCCAACAAUAUCGCAAUCCUAAAACUGGUAAACACAUUCCAUGUAGCGCUGGCGAUCAUUUUUGUGGUACAUGGAACUUCGCCUCCAUAAAUGCAUUAAGGUGCAGAACGCAGUCGAGGCGUGAUGACUUAGAGGCAAUUGGAUAUUUACUUAUAUAUUUUCAUAGAGGCGCUUUACCAUGGGAUGGUGUGAGUGGCGAAACCGAUUUACAACAAUUUGAAAAAAUUGCAGAAAUAAAAAUGUCAACACAUGUAGAAGAACUGUGCUAUGAACUCCCUGAUGACUUCAUUGUUUACAUGCUGUACUGCCGAUCGCUUAAGUUUGAAAACGAUCCGGACUACGAUUUUUUGAAAAACUUGUUUAAUCGUACAUUUAUAUCGCAUGAUUUUAAUAUGGAUUUGCUAUUCGAUUGGACCCCGGAUAAAAAACAUUUCUCUAUGUGCAAACUGAACCAAUAUAGUUGCAAGCAUAAGACGCUUAAAGGUAAAAAAGGUGAAGCUAUAAAGGAUAUCAAUGUUGGUGCUAAGAAACGAAAACUUGACGAAAAUAAGAAGACAGAUGAUGAUAAUAAAGCAAGGAAGAAGCGCAAAAAGUAAAGAUAAGAACAGAAAUGAAAAUAGUAUAUAUUUAGGAAUUCUUUUAAAUUAUAUAAAUAUAAUAUUGAGGAUUAUCUACACAUCAGAUACGAAAUAAAAAAAACAGU
Teleopsis dalmanni is the source of this 1285-nucleotide messenger RNA. RefSeq names its product casein kinase I-like. Lineage: Eukaryota; Metazoa; Arthropoda; Insecta; Diptera; Diopsidae. The record is from RefSeq and is a predicted model, not a curated record. Gene Ontology annotation, molecular function: protein serine/threonine kinase activity; ATP binding. The coding region runs from base 84 to 1178 and encodes 364 amino acids. Gene Ontology annotation, biological process: peptidyl-serine phosphorylation; signal transduction. The transcript has a single exon. Gene Ontology annotation, cellular component: nucleus; cytoplasm.